Messenger RNA from Perkinsus marinus ATCC 50983, 2068 nucleotides. Its product is annotated as heat shock protein,, putative. NCBI's taxonomy places the organism in Eukaryota, Perkinsozoa, Perkinsida, Perkinsidae. The coding region runs from base 24 to 1988 and encodes 654 amino acids. The transcript has a single exon. Gene Ontology annotation, biological process: cellular response to unfolded protein; endoplasmic reticulum unfolded protein response; protein refolding. Gene Ontology annotation, molecular function: ATP binding; ATP hydrolysis activity; heat shock protein binding. The record is from RefSeq and is a predicted model, not a curated record. Gene Ontology annotation, cellular component: endoplasmic reticulum lumen; membrane; cytoplasm.
AGUUAUCCCGUUUUACCCCACCAAUGAGGUUAAUCAUCCCCAUUUUCGCCUGCAUCGCCAGUUCAGUCCUCGGCGCUAAGGAAGAGGAAAAAGUAUCCGGCCCCGUAGUUGGUAUCGAUCUUGGUACUACCUAUUCUUGUGUCGGCAUCUACAAGAACGGCCGUGUCGAGAUCAUCCCCAACGACCAAGGUAACCGUAUCACCCCGUCAUACGUGGCCUUCACUGAUGAAGAGCGUCUCGUCGGCGAGGCCGCGAAGAACUAUGUGGCAGUCGAUCCGCAGAAUACAGUCUUCGAUGUCAAGCGACUCAUCGGGCGUCGCUACUCUGACAAGACCGUUCAGCGUGAUAAGAAGCUAUUGCCUUUCAGUAUCAUCGACAAAGGCGGCAAGCCUAUGAUAGAGAUCGCCGUCAAGGGCCAGAAGAAGGCUCUGACUCCCGAGGAAAUAUCGGCUAUGGUGUUGACAAAGAUGAAGGAGACUGCUGAGAAUUACCUCGGUACUGAAGUCAAGAAUGCCGUGAUCACUGUUCCGGCUUACUUCAACGAUGGCCAGCGUCAAGCCACUAAGGAUGCUGGUGCUAUUGCUGGCCUCAAUGUUAUGAGAAUUAUCAACGAGCCCACAGCCGCUGCUAUCGCCUAUGGUCUCGACAAGAAGUCUGAGAAGAAUAUCCUCGUCUAUGACCUUGGUGGUGGUACCUUCGAUGUCUCUCUUUUGACCAUCGACAAUGGCGUUUUCGAGGUCGUUGCGACCUCUGGUGAUACUCAUCUGGGUGGUGAAGAUUUCGACCAACGCGUCAUGGAUCAUUUCAUCAAAGUUUUUCAGAAGAAACACAAGAAGGAUCUCCGUUCAGACAAGCGGGCUUUGGCUAAGCUCCGUAGGGAGGUCGAGAAAGGCAAGAGGGCUUUGUCAUCUACUCAUCAAGCUCGUAUCGAAAUUGAAGGCAUCAUGGACGGCAUUGAUUUCUCCGAGACUCUCUCCAGAGCUCGUUUUGAGGAGCUGAACGCCGAUUUGUUCAAGAACACUCUCACACCAGUGAAGACUGUCCUCGACGAUUCCGGCUUGUCCAAGAGUCAGAUUGACGAGGUCGUGCUGGUCGGUGGUUCUACUCGUAUUCCUAAGAUUCAGUCAUUGAUUAAGGACUUCUUCGGCGGUAAGGAACCUAACCGUGGUAUCAACCCUGAUGAGGCUGUCGCCUAUGGUGCUGCUGUCCAGGGUGGUAUCUUGAAGGGUGAAGGCGGCCAAGAUCUUCUAUUGUUGGAUGUCACUCCUCUAUCUCUCGGUAUUGAGACUGUCGGAGGUGUCAUGACCAAGAUCAUCAACCGUAACACUGUCAUUCCCACGAAGAAGUCCCAGGUCUUCUCAACCUAUCAGGACAACCAACCCGCCGUUAACAUUCGGGUCUUCGAGGGUGAGCGUCCUAUGACCAAGGACAAUCAUGAGCUUGGAAACUUCGAGCUCUCGGGCAUCCCACCUGCUCCUCGUGGUCAGCCACAGAUUGAGGUUACUUUUGAGAUUGAUGCCAAUGGUAUUAUGAACGUCCAAGCUGUCGAUAAGGGCACUGGGAAGAAGGAGCAUGUCACCAUCACAAAUGACAAGGGUCGUCUAUCUGAAGAACAGAUUGAGCAGAUGAUUCGGGACGCUGAGAAGUAUGCUGAUGAGGAUAAGAAGACUAAGGAGAAGCUCGACGCGAAGAACGCCUAUGAUAACUACCUUCACUCGAUGCGCAGUGCCAUCGAAGGCAGUGGUGGCCAACCUGGUCUCGGUGAGAAGAUGGACGAGGAGGAGAAGGAGCAAGUCCUCGAGGCUGUCAAGGACGGCGAGGACUGGAUCUCUGCUAAUGCGGAGACUGCGGAUGCCGAUGAGAUCAAAGCUCAGCAGAAGGAGACUGAGGGUGUUUGUGCUCCCAUUAUCAGCAAAUACUAUCAGGCUGGAGGUGGUGGAGAGGAUAUGGAAGAUGAGGAAGAGGAUGAUGCUCCAGAUGAGUUGUAAGUUUUUUACAUAUGUCAGGUGGAGAGAUCAAAAACACCUGUUAGAAGAUACCGCAGUCGAUAUCAUGACCUGCUCUUUUU